Mizuhopecten yessoensis (Yesso scallop) is the source of this 4575-nucleotide messenger RNA. RefSeq lists its product as uncharacterized. Lineage: Eukaryota; Metazoa; Mollusca; Bivalvia; Pectinida; Pectinidae. Gene Ontology annotation, molecular function: nucleic acid binding; zinc ion binding. The transcript has a single exon. Bases 106 to 4140 code for a protein of 1344 amino acids. The record is from RefSeq and is a predicted model, not a curated record. Gene Ontology annotation, biological process: DNA integration.
GUUAUGAUGGGUAAUAAAAGCACAUGUUUUGAGAAGCCAUCUUGACCUGAUGUUUGGUUAGUUGUGUCUAGGUAAAGAACAUAACAAUUGGCGACGAGGACAAACAUGACAGCGACGUUUGGUAAAAUCGACGCUUUUGAGGAGGCGGUCGGAACGUGGGAACACUAUACAGAACGUCUGGGACAUUAUUUUGAUGCGAAUAACAUCGGAAACACGGACGAUGCAGACAAGGCAAAACGUAAGUCAAUCCUAUUGAGCGUUUGUGGCGGAAAAGUGUACAAGCUCAUGUGCGAUCUCCUUGUAACGGCUAAACCGGGCGAUAAGACAUAUGAUGAACUUGUGGCAAUAGUACAGGGCCAUUAUCAGCCAAAACCAUCAGAAAUUGUUGAACGUUAUAAAUUCCAUAACAGAUUUCGAAGUGCGGGAGAAACUGUGUCAGAUUAUGUUGCGAGUUUGAGGCAUUUAGCGGAACACUGUAACUAUGGAGAAACCUUAGACAAUAUGUUGAGAGACAGAAUAGUUUGCGGAAUUAAUGAAGAUCGCAUUCAACGUCGGUUGUUGUCGGAGAGUGAAUUAACAUUCAAAAAGGCAUUUGACAUCGCAUAUUCGAUGGAAUUAGCGAAGAAAAACGUAAUAGACCUUCAACAAUCUACUAGUUCAAAGGAACAAGUCAACAAGUUACAGUCUUCGCAAAGCGCGAAAUUCAAAAACAAUAAACAGUUCAACAAGGGACAUCAAAGUUCUGGAAGUACUGAUAGACAUGACAAACCAUGUUGGCGGUGUGGAGGGAAGCAUAAACCUCACACAUGCAGGUUUAAGGACUAUGAAUGUUACAAGUGUGGUCAAAAGGGACACAUUAGGGAUAAGUGCCCCAACAAGGAGGGGGAUAAGUCAGGCAAGCUGUAUAAAAGGCAAAGUGGUCAGUACAGCAAACAGCCUUCCAAGGUCCAUAUGAUGGAGGAUUCUGAGGACGAGAUGUACAUGAUGUAUCACAUCAAUCACAUUGGGGAAUCAAGGAAACCCUACCAUGUCAAACUUCAAAUAGGGGGUAAGAAUGUGGACAUGGAAAUCGAUACAGGCGCUGGAAUUUCAGUGUUGAGUGAAACAACAUUUCGCGAGUUAUCUGAGGAUACUGGACUCGAACUCAAACCCACCCAGGUCAAGUUACGCACAUACACAGGGGCAAGUGUGCCUACUUUGGGCGAGUGCGUACUCACAGUGUGCUAUCGUAACUUUACGAGAGAAAUGUUGAUUGUAAUAGUCAAGGGUAACGGUCCGAAUCUCAUGGGACGCGACUGGCUAGGGAAAAUAAAGUUGAACUGGGCUGAGAUAUUCAAGGUCAGUGAGGAUCAUGAACUACAGACAGUGCUUGAUAAGCAUAAGGCAGUCUUUGCAGGAGGACUGGGUAAAGUGAAAAACUUUAAAGCCAAGAUAUAUGUGGAUCAGAACGAGAAACCGCGUUAUUUCAAGGCAAGACCAGUUCCAUACGCAUUGCGGGAAAAGAUUGAAACGGAACUGGAUAGACUGGUGCAGGAAGGCACCAUUGAGCCUGUUGAAAUGUCAGAGUGGGCGACACCUAUCGUACCCAUUGUCAAGUCGGAUUCUACCAUUCGUAUCUGUGGUGAUUACAAAGUAACUGUAAAUCAAGUGAGUAAGUUGGACAACUACCCAAUCCCUAAGACUGAAGAUUUGUAUGCUAGUCUUGGAGGUGGAGCUUUCUACUCGAAACUGGAUUUGAGCCAGGCUUAUCAGCAGUUAGAGUUGGACACCGAGUCGAAACCCUACACAACAAUCAAUACCCAUAAGGGCCUGUUUUGCUAUAAUCGUCUACCAUAUGGGAUUUCGUCAGCUCCCGGAAUUUUCCAGAGGACAAUGGAAAAUAUCCUUCAAGGUGUACCGCAAGUGAUAGUUCGUGUCGACGACAUCUUAGUCGCCGGGAGGGAUCGACAGAGUCAUAUCAAGAACUUAGAACUGGUUUUGACCAAACUGGAGAAUGCGGGUAUACACUUGAAAAAGAGUAAAUGCUUUUUCAUGAAGGAAGAAGUUGAGUAUUUGGGUCACAGGAUCACUGGAGAGGGCAUGCAACCGAUUGAGGUCAAGGUUAGAGCCAUCAAGGACGCUCCUGCGCCCAGGAACGUGAAAGAACUUCAGGCUUUCCUUGGUAUGCUUAACUAUUAUGCGUGCUAUUUACCCAACAUAAGCACAGUGCUUGCACCACUUCACAUGUUGUUAGCCAAGGAGACUGACUGGAAGUGGGGAAAACGCGAAGAAAAUGCGUUCGUCAAGGCCAAGGAACUUUUACAGUCGGAUACGGUACUCGUGCAUUACGAUCCGAAGAAGAAGCUAGUGUUGUCGUGUGAUGCUUCUCCUUAUGGCCUUGGUGCGGUUCUAUCGCAUGUCGAGCCAGACGGCAAGGAACGGCCUAUCGCCUACGCGUCGCGUUCGCUGGCACCGGCUGAAAAGAACUACUCUCAAUUGGAUAAGGAGGGCGCAGCCCUUAUCUUUGGUGUGAAAAAGUUUCACCAGUAUUUAUAUGGAAGGACAUUUACCAUAUAUACAGAUCACAAGCCGUUAUUGGGGAUUUUCAAGACUGAUCGGGCCAUUCCGACUAUGGCAUCUGCGCGCAUCCAGAGGUGGGCGCUUCUACUCGCGGCAUACGAGUAUGACUUAAUCUACCGUCCGGGAACAUUGAAUGCUAACGCCGAUGGGCUUAGUCGAUUACCUCUGAGUGAAACUGUAGAUGAGGUACCAGUUCCAGGAGAAAUGAUUUUGAUGAUGGACACGCUUAACUCUUCGCCCGUAACCUUUGAGCAAGUGCAAACCUGGACAAAACAGGACCCUACGUUACAGGAAGUUAUCGGCUGGGUGUACAGAGGUUGGGGAGAGAAGUGUCCGAAUGAACGGUUAAAACCCUAUCACAACCGGAGACAUGAACUCAAUCUGUAUGAGGAUGUUCUACUGUGGGGGAAUCGCGUAGUAAUCCCUACAUUUGGACGAGCAUCGUUGCUCGACGCCCUUCAUGAAGGUCACCCAGGCAUCGUCAAGAUGAAAAGUUUAGCUCGAGGGUACGUCUGGUGGCCAGGCAUUGACGCCGAAAUCGAGGAGCGAGUGAAGUGUUGUGAGUCGUGUCAACUACAGGCUUCCAUACCGGCAAUGGCACCACUUCAUUCAUGGGACUGGCCAUCGAGGCCAUGGUCACGCGUACAUGUGGACUACGCAGGUCCAUUUCUGGGUCACAUGUACCUGGUCGUCAUUGACGCAUACAGUAAGUGGGUUGAGAUUUUGGUUACAAACUCAUCCACAUCGGCAAUCACUAUCGAGAGACUGCGGUGCGUGUUUGCGCAACAUGGAUUGCCAGAAAUGUUAGUGUCGGACAACGGUCCGUGCUUCGUGAGUGAGGAAUUCAGUGUUUUUAUGUCAGAGAAUGGCAUAAAACAUGUAAGGACUUCGCCACACCACCCCGCUUCAAACGGACUGGCAGAGCGGGCAGUGCGGGGAUUCAAGGAGGGCAUGAAGAAACAACAGAACACAGAGGGUAGUCUGGAUAAAAAACUUUGUCGUUAUCUCCUAGCGUAUCGGUCAACACCGCAAACAACAACUGGAUUGUCUCCAGCGGAACUCUUGUUCAACCGUAGAGUCAGGACAAAACUUGACUUAGUUCGUCCUGAAGUUCGUGAGCGUGUACAGCAACAACAGCUGUUGCAGAAGAAACAACAUGAUCAGCACACGAAGGAACGUCAUUUCGCUGAGGGAGAUUCCAUAUUCGCGAAGAACUUCUAUGCUGGACCUAAGUGGAAAUCGGGUGAAAUCGUGUCGCGAAAUGGACCCGUGUCCUAUACCAUAAAGGGGGAAAAUGGAACAGUGGCUAGACGCCAUGUAGACCACUUAAGGCAAAGACAUUGUCUCCCUGUGAAAGAAGUCGACCCCGACAAAGACUUUUAUGACACCAUACCUACCUCUGUACCUGUAUCUGUACCGGUUACUGAGCCAAACAACUCAGUUGGUAAACCAAAGCCUGCAGAUAACACAUCGACACCUGUACCAUCAACAAAAUCGUCGAUUAGUCCAGGAGAACCUUCAAGGAGACCCCAAAGACCGCGUAAACCACCAUCGUACUUGAAGGAGUAUGUUCGUGAUUAGCUAGCAUUGAACACAUUAUUUUGAGUUUCUGUUAAGCUUUAAGUAAGGAUGAACUGUGUUCUAUGAACUUGGUAAACUUAAGUGUUCAGCGUUGGUAUCGCGCAUUAUUGACUGUGUUUAUUGAUGCACUCUAUCUGUGCAAGAGUUUUUGGUUCAAGAGUUAAUAGUUCAUUUCAUUUCUAGUUAUAUGGGAAACUUUAAUUUCAAGAGAACAGCAUCUCACAAUCGGUGAAUGUCUUCACUGUGGGUGGAGGGAUGUAGUGUUUCUGUACAUUGUAUGUACAAGUGGUUGUAAACGCUCCGUAGCGGAUCGGUUACGGAUGCUGACGGAUGCUAUGUCGGUAAUUUGUAUUACGUAAUGUAUUGCAUGAUGGGUAAUAAAAGCACAUGUUUUGAGAAGCCAUCUUGACCUGAUGUUUGGUUAGUUGUGUCUAG